GUUUCUUCCUUCUUUCAGUUCAUUAUCGGACACGCGCUUAGUUUCGUGCUCAAGAGCGCGAUCGCCACUCGAGUUUCACCGAUUUUCACCGAUUUUUUAAAUAUAUUCAACGAUAUUCGUCCGUCUUCGUUCGUAGCGCUAUCCCGCGGAUUAGCUUCGUCAAGUUUUUAUGGGAAUAAGUGUAGGAUCGAGUUGAACGCCUUUAUAUUUGGAUGAUUGUUGAGAAAAAACGAGGCGAAAAGGUGGUGAAAGAAGUGAAAAAACCAGGAUGCUUCACCGAAGAACAUUCGUAAUCGGUAUCGCAACGAUAAUUGGAACAAUAAUAAUAAUAAUCGAGGAUUCGAACGCCUGUAAUGAAGCGAUAUGUGCAAGUGUCGUGAGCAAAUGCAUGCUGACACAGAACUGUAAAUGCGAUUUACCCAAAUGCACGUGCUGCAAAGAAUGUUAUUCGUGCCUGAGCUAUCUUUACGACGAGUGUUGCUCCUGCGUCGAUUUGUGUCCGAAGCCCAACAUCACGGACGAUCCGCUGAGCAAAAAGUCUCACGUCGAAGACUUCGGUGAGUCGAUGCCGGUAUUAUUUCGUGCUUUAACGACCGAGCCCGACGAACACGAGAGAUGGAUCACCUUUACGUAUCCCGUUGAUUUCGAUAUAUCUCAAUUUCAGCCGAAGCACGAGAAAGAAAUUGAAUAUCGUAUGCAAACGGUUAAGGAUGAAGUGCAUCAUCCCCUGAAACCGAAUGUUAUGACGGUCAAUUGCACGGUCGCGUUUAUGGCUCAGUGCAAUUCGUGGAACAAAUGCAAAAAUUCGUGCCAAUCGAUGGGAGCUACGUCUUAUCGAUGGUUCCACGACGGAUGUUGCGAGUGUAUCGGCGAUACGUGCAUCAAUUAUGGAAUUAACGAAUCUCGAUGUAUUCACUGUCCCCUCGACAAAGAAGAGGACGACGAGCUCAAAGAUAAAUACGACGAUUACGGACAGGAGAUCGAUGAAUUGACGGAGGAGGAUUGAGUCGAGUCGCAAAACCUCCCUACUCGGCUCUUAUUUUCUAUCGAUAUCAUAUUUUUUUCUUAUACUCUUACUCGACGGAGCAGCCGGCUCAUCCCGCAAAUACAAACAAAAUAUACUUUUGUCACAUUCGUCGCAAUGAUUUUGCUGGUUGACUCGGAUCAUCGCGUAUACUAUCCCAUACAACAAUACAUAUACAAUAUAGUGUGCCAUAAGAGUUAUUAAAUUUGUAAAUAUUAUUUUUUUAUUGAUAAAUAAAUAGCAGAUGAGUCGCAACAA
Molecule: messenger RNA, 1282 nt
Organism: Venturia canescens
Lineage: Eukaryota; Metazoa; Arthropoda; Insecta; Hymenoptera; Ichneumonidae
Product: twisted gastrulation protein homolog 1-A-like
Exons: 4
Coding region: 269-1006 (245 amino acids)
Biological process (GO): regulation of BMP signaling pathway
Source: RefSeq, a predicted model, not a curated record